Folsomia candida is the source of this 634-nucleotide messenger RNA. RefSeq lists its product as uncharacterized. Lineage: Eukaryota; Metazoa; Arthropoda; Collembola; Entomobryomorpha; Isotomidae. The transcript has 4 exons. The coding region runs from base 92 to 478 and encodes 128 amino acids. The record is from RefSeq and is a predicted model, not a curated record.
AAAGUUGAGGGAGAAGUGGUCAUUAGUGCCAAAUAAGCAUUCGAAAGCACAUUGAAAAAGCCAUAUCGAUAGACUUAAGGAAAAUAUUGUCAUGGAUCGUUUCGAAAUGUGGAGAAACAAAGUUAAACUUGUUCUAUUAGUGGGAACAAUUCUUUGUCAUGGAGUGACCGCCAGUCCGCCUCAAAAGGAAGAAGUUGGAGAAAUUGGUGCCACAAAUCUCGAGCCGUCUAGUCAGAAACUUUGGGACUUGGAUCCCUUUGGUUCUGAUAAUGGCAGUAAUGACGUAGUGUAUAGCGAUUACAUCUUAACGCCUGCCUUUCCUUCGUUCUCGAACGACGAUGAGGAGUUGCCUCGGAACGUUGAACAGACGGAUGACGCGUCGGAGAGGAGAAAACGAUUUCUUAACUUCUAUGUUGGAAUUGGAUUCAGGAAGAAAUACCGACGUUAUGGAAGACGAAAUUUUUAUUAUGGACGCUGAGUGAUCAUUUCCCAUUGAACAGAACACCUGCAAUCUCUAAAGUUUACGUUGUAAUUUUUUGAGAUUAGCUUACGAAAUUAUUUUGACUGAUACCAAUAAAUUGUGUGCAAUGUGUGUACGGAUAAUAAAGCACCUCAAUAAGUGUACAAAUCAUUA